Messenger RNA from Trichophyton verrucosum HKI 0517, 942 nucleotides. RefSeq lists its product as uncharacterized. Bases 1 to 942 code for a protein of 313 amino acids. Gene Ontology annotation, biological process: site-specific DNA replication termination at RTS1 barrier; mitotic DNA replication termination. NCBI's taxonomy places the organism in Eukaryota, Fungi, Ascomycota, Eurotiomycetes, Onygenales, Arthrodermataceae. Gene Ontology annotation, cellular component: nucleus. The transcript is spliced from 3 exons. The record is from RefSeq and is a predicted model, not a curated record.
AUGGGUAAUGAUGGUGGAAGCAUCCCUACUCGCCGAGAGCUGGUGAAAGAAGCUGCGCGGAACCCAAAUACCACCCAGCUGAAGGAGACACUCCGUGAACACCUCGAACACUUCUGGACUACAUGCCCUAUAUCCCAUAAGAAGCUUCUCUCGCCUGUGGUGUCAGACGCUGUCGGAAAUCUCUACAACAAAGACGCCAUCUUACAAUAUCUUCUUCCUGGUGACGAUAGUGAAGCCAUAAGCGCAAAGGCCGACUGUGACGAAGUGCUGCAAGGAAGAGUCAAAUCGCUACGUGACGUUGUUGAGCUCAAAUUUGACGUUGAUGGGAACCCCGAUGUACCGAAUGGAGGACGGAAAGGCCGCUGGAUCUGCCCUGUCACUCAAAAAGAACUUGGCCCAAGUGUGAAGUCAGUGUAUCUUGUCCCUUGUGGACAUGUCUUCUCUGAGGGAGCCAUUCGUGAAAUGAAGUCGGAUAAGUGCUUACAAUGUAAUGAGCCAUACGAACCUUCGAAUGUUAUUCCAAUUCUUCCAACUCAGGAAUCAGAGAAAGAGCGGCUAAAAUCGCGGGUAGAGGACUUAUCCCGGCAAGGCCUUGCCCAUUCAUUAAAGAAGCUUUCUGGCUCGAGCAAAAAGCGAAAAAAGAACCGCACCGAUAUGAACGGUGAUGUCGAGGAUGGUUCCAAAGCCGAGUCCGCAACGAAUGGAAAGGUUAAAAAUGACAGCAAGACACCUACUCCAUCCUCCACUCCCGCACCAGUCGGUAUCAAGAACGCUGGAACAGCUAUAUUGACUGCCAAAGUGCUCGAGGAACAAAACGAACGUCGCAAACGUGCAAAAACGGAACGAAGUGAUGCUGUCCAGUCCCUAUUCACAUCCAAAAACAAGAAGGAGAAUGGUAAAAACGUCGACUUUAUGACCAGGGGCUACUCUAUUUCACGUUAG